CCCAAACGCCUCAUUGGCAAUGGAGCCCUGUUUCUCCGCCUGCUGCCGCACCUCCUGCGACAGCAGGGGCGGCAGGGCGUCAUUGCCUUUCUGAACUUUGAAAAGGUGUGCGACACCGUGGGCCGGACGUUCCUGUCAGAAGCGAUGGAGGCCGCUGGUGCAGGCCCUAACCUCCGUGGCUGGGUGCACACGCUGCUGGCGGACACACGUGUGCGAGCCCAGAUCCAAGGUGCCCACUCCCAGCCCGUGGCCAUGAUAGCUGACGUACGCCAGGGCUGCCCGCUGUCGCCGCUGCUGUACCUGUUUGUAGCGCAUGCGCUACUAUGCUGGUUACGGCACAAAGGCGUCGGUCUACGGCUUGACCCGACAGAUCUCCAACGUGUGGCAGCAGUGCAGUAUGCGGACGAAACUAAGGCGCUGCUGGAGGGCGAGCAGGAAGUUGUGGCUUUCCUGGCAGCCAUGCACGCCUUCCAGCACGCCUCAGGGCAACGGCUCAACCUAUCAAAGCAGGGCCAGUUACCGCAGCAGCAGCCGCAGCAGCAGCUGCAGCAGCAGCAGCAGCAACAACAGGCUCAAAUACACACGGACACCCAACAAGCGAUUGACACGGCAGUAAUCGACUUGUGGGGUCGCUUAAAAGCAUUCACAGCACUGGGAGUGCCGCGGAAGGGCUGGGAUCAAGUGGUGCGCAGCAUCCCUUCCUGAGAGUAGUAAACGGCCAGUUGCGCUGUCACACAGCUCGGGAAGGGGGAAUCAGUGGACACUGUGCUCCACGCUUCAGUCGGCAGCUGCAGGUGUCAGUGCUGCAGCUGCAGCACUUGGUGCCCUCAAGCAAUCCUGCUGCCCAUAACGAAGGUCAUUCUGACAAAUGGCGUGAGGUGAAAAGCAGCGAGUGAGGAAGGCCGAGUUCAGCUCGAGACUUUUGAG
Molecule: messenger RNA, 927 nt
Organism: Chlamydomonas reinhardtii
Lineage: Eukaryota; Viridiplantae; Chlorophyta; Chlorophyceae; Chlamydomonadales; Chlamydomonadaceae
Exons: 3
Coding region: 145-705 (186 amino acids)
Source: RefSeq, a predicted model, not a curated record